Molecule: messenger RNA, 539 nt
Organism: Acaulospora colombiana
Lineage: Eukaryota; Fungi; Glomeromycota; Glomeromycetes; Diversisporales; Acaulosporaceae
Source: the annotation of a GenBank genome assembly
ACGGAAGAUUUAGAUGAAGAUUUGGACGAUUUGUCGUUGAUCCGACAAGCUGGAGAGAUACAGCGCAAGUUGGAGAGUAUCGUUUCUACCAACGAAGACCUUUCCAAGAACGCACACUUGUUUACGAAUAGCUACGCAUUCGCCCACCAAAACCCCACAUCAGCACCCCAAUACACCUCUCUCUCUCCACACGACCUCGACGUGCUCCUCUCCGAAAUGGAACCCGACAUCCGGAGUGCGUCCACCACCCUCCAAACCAUAUCUCAACUAGACCAACGAGGUGUAACCGGUGCCGGUAAACUCGAAAAUUACGAACCCCUCUUGGGGAGGAUGAGCGAGUUGAUCAAAAAGAGCCGAGAAGAUGUGGGUAGGUUGGAAGGGUUGGAAGCGCGGGUGUGGAAGUUGUUAGAGGGGUAUAGUGGUCGUGUUGAUUUGAUGAGUCGGUUGUUUGUGCAGUGGAGUGAUUUGGUGGGGGAGGUCGAUGGACGAGUGACCAAGUUGGAAAAGCAAAAAGAGGAGAGGGCCAAUAUGGGACUGGA